Messenger RNA from Amaranthus tricolor (Joseph's coat), 1523 nucleotides. Its product is annotated as leucine-rich repeat protein 1-like. The transcript is spliced from 7 exons. The record is from RefSeq and is a predicted model, not a curated record. Gene Ontology annotation, molecular function: protein binding. NCBI's taxonomy places the organism in Eukaryota, Viridiplantae, Streptophyta, Magnoliopsida, Caryophyllales, Amaranthaceae. The coding region runs from base 214 to 888 and encodes 224 amino acids.
CCCAAAUAUAAGUUGAAGACAAAACACAAAACUCUAGCCUGCCUGCCCCUCAAAAAAAGAGAAAAUCCAACAACACUCCUGAGUUGUUCUGAUUCCUGACUGAAUUCAAACCCCAACCCCAACCCCAAGUACACUCUUGUCUUUCUUUCCAACACCCAAUUUGCGUGCUUUCCCCUCUAAAUUAACUCAAUUUCUUAACUUUUACUUACGAAAAUGGCGAAUUUUCAUGAUUAUUAUCUCUUCCUUCUAUUAAUCACUAUCUUCCUUGCAAUUUCAUCAACCCUUUUUCCGUUCUCUGUUAAUGCUAACUUGGAAGGGGAUGCACUAUUCGCACUGAGGAAGGCAGUAACAGACCCAGGAAAUGUGUUGCAGAGUUGGGAUCCUACCCUUGUUGAUCCUUGUACAUGGUUUCAUGUUACUUGUGACCAUCAUAAUCGGGUUACCCGCCUGGAUCUUGGAAAUGCUAAGUUAUCUGGUAAAUUAGUUCCAGAGUUGGGAAAGCUUGAGCACCUUCAAUAUUUGGAACUCUACACGAACAACUUUGAAGGUGAAAUACCGAAUGAGCUUGGUGGGCUAAAGAGCCUUGUGAGCUUAGAUUUGUUUCACAAUAAUCUCACUGGUCCGAUUCCUUCAUCACUCUCUAAGCUCUCCAACCUUAAAUUUCUCCGAUUGAACAACAACAAUCUGACGGGAAGAAUCCCUCGAGAGCUUACCAAGCUCGGAAACCUGAAGAUCUUGAAUGUGUCGAACAAUAACUUUUGUGGUACCUUUCCAACAUCCGGUUCAUUCUCGAAGUUUACCGAAGAAAGUUUUGUGAACAAUCCCAGGUUAGAAGGACCGGAAUUGGUCGGUUUUGUGCGAUACGAUUCUGGAAGAGAAUGUAACUGAAGUUGCGAAGAGGCAAAACCGCAAAAGUUAACAUGUCGAGAAGGAAAUUAAUUAAUGUAAUAGGAGUUUUUAUAGUAACAUUAUACUGCAUCAAAAAAGGGAGAAUAGUAAGCAAUAGUCCUUUGGAUUCUCAAUCUGAACAUUGGUGUUCUUGACAGAGACUCAAAUGUUGGACGAACUCUAUCUUUGACGUCAGUUUUGUCCCUCAAAUGUGAUAUAGUAAUAUCUAUUAUCACCCUGAAAGUCAGAACCCCUUGUUUUGAACCAGUUUAUUACUCAAGAAUUGCUCUUUUUUUUCAAACAACCACGUUAAAAGUUUUGGUCGACUAAUGUCGCCACUAGAUGGACUAUGCUUUGUUCGCGGAGAAGGAAAUGUUUAUGUGGAGUUGUAGGAUAAUGCGGUCAAACUUAAAAGAUGAACACUUGCGUUUGAUCAAAGGUGAAAACCUUGUGUCUAAUCAAUGAUAGAUAUAAGGGAAACUCCUCUAAAUUUUUUUAAUGACUAGGGUUAGUCAUAGGUGACAAAAAUCUACUAAUGUAUCUUAAUAAUUGCGUGUUUUUAAUUCAAGCUUUAAGCUCACCACUUUCAUUGUUAAUUUCCGAUGUAUUGACUCUAUCCAAAAGAAAUUAUCAUA